GAAAAUCCGAAGUGGGUGAAGGUGGCUUUAUUCCAAGGAGAGAGGAAAAGCUCAGCACAUUCACAGGGGUCAGGCCACGUGCCGGCAGGGCGCUUGGGGGGCUGUGCUUUGCUCCCCUCCCCCCCUCCCCCAGGAACGCUGGGCUCUGCACACAUGAACUGCAGCACAGAGGGACCUGCCUCUUGUGACCUGUCCACCUGGGUCCAGGACCCCAGGGGACGGGCAGCUCCUCCCGACUAUCAGGUGCGGCUGACACGUGCUUCCCAGGAGCCCCGGCUCUCAAGCUCGUUCACACCCUCUCCGCUGUGCCAGGCCUGCCCUGAGGGAGGCGCCCAGGACACGUUCGCCUGCAGGGAGCAGGACACACAGAGGGCGGGAAGCCCCCAGAGACGGCAGGCCCCCAGGAGAAGGACACGCCAUCCCUCAAGAAUGGUAGCCUGUUUCGCAGACCCAGCCCCGUGGGUGGGGCUCAGACCCCUGAGGGUCAGACGCCGGCGGGGCCACGAACUCCAAAGCACACAAGCCCUGACCGCAGCCUUCCGGACAAGUCUGCACGUUUACGAAACCACCACGUCCAAGGGCACGGACGAGCCCAAUGUGACUUCUCUGACGAGUUCAAAGUGUUCCUCAAAGAUGCGAUGCCCUUUGAUCCCAACUGCCAGCUCAAUCCAUCCCCUGGAAGAAGACUCAAGGGAGCCCCUCUUCAUCAAGCUGCAGUGCGAGAAGCCCAACACCCCUCAGCUGUGGGGUGUCUGCCCUGUGGACAGAGGGGGAAGAUGCCCACGGUUCCCGCCCCUCGGCACGACUCGGACAAGCGAGGGACAGAGAGCACAGGCACACCACUGAGCCCGAGCUGUGCUCACAGUCCUGGACGCACAGCCCUCCCUAGAAGGGGACACAGUACGUGUAACAUGAAGAACAAGGUUUGUUAUGCGAGGUUUGAAGCUCACGCUGGGCCUUCCUCAAGGCCACUCAGAACCGGGCGAGACCACAGGGACCUCCACCCAGGCCCAGGCGCCCAGCCCUGCUGGCCUCCAUCAGCCCGUUGGCCUUGCAGCCACCAGAACCAGACAGGACUCCGCCAGCCACGGGGCCAGAGGCACGGUCACUCCCGGACCUGAGGGCCAGCCAGCAAGAGUGGGUGAGGGCCAGUGGGGGAGCGGGACCCACACCCGCCUCCAAGGCCACAGGGGCAGGCCUUCCACGGUGCAUUUCCAGAGGCCCGGACGGCGCUGCUCACCUGGGCAGACGGGAGUCCUGGGGCAGGUGUGCCGAGCAGAACCCACAGGUUACGCGGUGCCGCUGGCCUAGACCCGAGCUUCGCAAAAGGUGCGGAGCCUGUGUCCGAAAGCAACCCUCGGACCUGACACCGUGACGGGGAGCAGUCUGUGCACCGUCCCCAGUGAGAAGCCCACCGUCACCCGGGCCACCAGGUGACUUUUGCACACAGGUGACAUCAUCUGCGGGGCCCCUGGUGGGAAGCCCAGGCAGACGGCCCCCGCAGCAGAGGCAUUCUGCAGCGGGCGACACCCUCCCGACGGCCACCGAGGGCCGCACACGGGGCUCCUGGAGGAUACAUUUCGGGGAGCACCACCUGUGCGUGCCUCUCCCGAGACCUGUGUGAGCAGAAAUGCAAACGCUGACGGUCCCCAGGUGCGGAGGGAGCCGUGAUCCUGCGCUCACGAGCUGGACGGCGCUUACAGACCCCGGGUCAGCACACGCGCAGACGAACCCACACCCUGGGUCCUGGCGUCCAGUCAGUGCUCGAUAAACGCUGGCUACGCUGUUACCAAACACCAUAGUUGUCAUGAGCUCAUACCUUAAGGUAAUAUGAAUGCCUAUAACAUUAAGUUACACUACUCAUCACUUAAUAAGAACCAGAAGUUCAAUAAAAAAUGUCCUACUUGCCCGCCAGCUUUACCUACACAAAAACUCACUAAGAAAUACACCCACAGACUGAAAGCAAAACAGCCGAGAACCCUACUGAUUUAUGUCCCCUCACACACCCGAGUUACUUUUCUUAGGCACCAACAUACACAGAGGCUGUUCUGUGUACCUGGGAGACCAUCUUAUUAAACUUUUGGGUCAAGAUAUUCUGGGCUCCAAAAUAAUAUAGUUUGUCUUUUCUAAAACUGAUUAAAAUAAAUUGGAUACUACAAGCCAACUGCCCAAAGUGGCUUAGAAAACAAUCAGUUCUGCUCCUGGCCAAGAAAUAAAGCAGAAAAACCUAAAUAUCAAUACCUACCUCAGCCCAAGAUUAUUUUGUGGGUCGUCAAUAUUGGUAUUUCAUUAAAAAUAUAAGAGAAAAAAGUCUCUGCCAAGUGCCCUCCAAAAAACAAACAAGGCACUCAGCGCGCGCCCCCAGCCCAGCCAUAAGCUCUCAGCACUGGGUACCCAGGCAGGGUCCCCCAUCACACAAAGCCCGUGGCCAGCUGACCUCCGAGCUGGCCGGCAGGAGGAACCCUCGGCCUGAGAAGGCUGCUCCAGGAUGGACGCUUGCUUGUCUCUGAGUCCCAGAGUGUGGCCACCACACCUCUGUCAGCAGCCUGUCCUGGAACAACCCCCGUCCACAGUUAUUCACCUACACGUCCCUCCAAGGGCGUGUCUGUGGGGGUCCCAGAGCUGGUCAAGCACAAUGGAUGGCCUGGCUGGGCCCCAUCUGGACGUCUGAUUGGCCCCUGCACAGCCCUCAGGCAGGCAGGACAGGGCCCUGUGACCGAUGGGUCACGUCUCCGGAGUAGACAGUGGGGAGCCAGGUGGGAACCCAGACCCCCGCCUCUCGGCUGUAGGCUCUACCUGCUCCAGCGUGGAGGUGAGCAAAUCUGUAACUUGGAAAGAUCCACAGGCAAGCCCCAGCACGGCCGUGAUUAAGGAAGCAGGGAAUCAGAGUAAGUAUAAAUAACCAUCCCUGAAGAGAUCUAUAUUAAAGCCAGAAUGAAUUAUACCCAUUAGAAAACAGAAAGAAAGGUUAAAAAAAAAAAAAAUUCCACCGAUUCGGAGGCUGUGGGAAAACAGAGGAACUUAUUAACUGCUGGUGGGUGAUCAGGCAUAAGGCUGACCCCAGUCGGGUAUUCCAAACCUAAGGCGUCAUCCCUGGAAAUCAUUUUUCACAAAAGGAGACACAGGGGGAAAGCUGCUGAUGGCACCACUAAUUUAUGACAGUAGGAAACUGGGGAAACACCCACCCCCGGGCAGGGUCAGUCACGGCGCUCUGUUCCAGCACAGUCCUGGUCUACACCGCCAGCCCCGGAGCCGGG
Molecule: messenger RNA, 3257 nt
Organism: Physeter macrocephalus (sperm whale)
Lineage: Eukaryota; Metazoa; Chordata; Mammalia; Artiodactyla; Physeteridae
Exons: 3
Coding region: 154-846 (230 amino acids)
Source: RefSeq, a predicted model, not a curated record